CGAUAAAUAUAGAACGCCUUGCAUACCCGUUUCCCAUAUUUUUGGGUCACGUCAAGGGAUCGAACCUGCGAUCGAUAAGCUUGUAUGUCUCAUGAUAAUAAUUUACGACAAAAAUUGGAAGGGUUAGAAGAAUGAUGGGAGCGAUGGAUAUUUGCAAAAUUUGCAACGCUUCGAGGACGACGAAAACUCCACUUCCAUUUCUUAACCAGUCUCGUCAACCACAGAAAUCCUUUUCAUCAGUCACCUCUUCUUUAAAAUUAAAUUGCUUACCUUUACAAUUGAAUGCACAUCCCAAUUUAAAUAGAAGAAAAAAUUGCGGGGUUUCGAACUCGUACCGAUCAAGCAUGGACGUCUCUCCGCUGCCUACAUCAAAGAUUCCAGAAACAUUUUUCAGAAAGGCAUUGGAAUCAAUGGAGAAAAUAUAUCUCAACAAGAAUCCAACAGCUAGCGCUAUUCUGGACCUUGUCCACAGAUGUGAUGGUGGUCAACUUUGCUACGAUCAUUUCGCCUUCCGAACAUUUAAUGUUGAUGGUUUUGGAAUCAGUGCAAUGGCACAAUUUUUCCUCGACUUUGGCUAUGUUGAACGUGAUGAGUUAAGAUUUCCUCAAAAGAAUUUGAGAGCAUUGUGGUUUUCUCCUCCUGAGCAUCUUUUGGAUUGCGAAGGGGAAGGUGUUAGUGGACCAUUGCCAAGAAUUUUUAUCUCAGAGCUCCUUGUUGACAAAUUGAGCCCUGAAGCUCAGGCAAUAAUAAAGAAAUAUAUAAAUCUCUCUGCACAUGGGAACAAAUAUGCUGCCCUUGCAAGCGUUACGGGUUCUUUGACAUGGCCAACACCUCUGUUCUCUGAUUAUCAGUUACUGGUGAGGGAAAGUGAAUAUGCAGCAUGGACUCUUGUGAAUGGGUAUGCCUUGAACCAUUUGACGAUUUCUGUGCAUAGGUUGAAAUCUGAUGUUCGAAAAAUUGAAAAGCUCAAUGAGCUUAUACAAUCCAAUAAGUUUAAACUUAAUUCAGAAGGAGGUAUCUUAAAAGUCAGCCCUGAUGGUCGAUUGCUACAAAGCUCAACAGUGGCUGAUUCUAUGGUUUUUCAUUUUUCUGAGGGAACCUCUGAGUCUGUACCUGCUUCAUACAUUGAAUUUGCUGAAAGGCUGGUAUCCCCUGAAUAUGAAAAUUUACCGAAUGAUAAGAUCUUGGAGUGCCAUAGGCGGGAUGGAUUUGAAGUUGGCAAUGCUGACAAGAUAUUUGAGAGUACAUCAGCAGAUCAGAUAUGUCAGAAAGUUGCUUGAAUGGCAUAUGCCUCAAAGGGUGUGAGCUUUGUGAAUACACGUACCUUGUCUUUGACAGAUUCUGAUAUCUAUUAUCUACAUAUUGUUAUUAUAUCUUUAUAGCAUAUUUAUAAAUGGAUCCCAGGAAUAGGAAAUCAUGUGAUGCAACUAAAUAUCACUCUAAAUGGUGAAUCGUGUUUGACAAUAAAAGAAUUUGGGAUAGAUUUGUUUUGUUGUGCUAUUUUAUAUUUCAACCUCCACUGACAAAGGAGAUAUAACUUUGGACUUAAAUGUUUCAUUUGCAAUGAUGUCACAUCAACAAAACAAUGGCCAAUGUGAUAUGCAGCUUGUGCCAACUUGCUAUCAGUUUGUGCGGUUCAAUUCAAGCAAAUAAUUAUGUGUUGGAUUCAUGUUA
Messenger RNA from Cryptomeria japonica (Japanese cedar), 1674 nucleotides. Its product is annotated as 2-oxoadipate dioxygenase/decarboxylase, chloroplastic/amyloplastic. The record is from RefSeq and is a predicted model, not a curated record. NCBI's taxonomy places the organism in Eukaryota, Viridiplantae, Streptophyta, Pinopsida, Cupressales, Cupressaceae. The coding region runs from base 132 to 1280 and encodes 382 amino acids. The transcript is spliced from 7 exons. Gene Ontology annotation, molecular function: oxidoreductase activity.